Molecule: messenger RNA, 276 nt
Organism: Polychytrium aggregatum
Lineage: Eukaryota; Fungi; Chytridiomycota; Chytridiomycetes; Polychytriales
Exons: 1
Source: RefSeq, a predicted model, not a curated record
AACAACAGCAAUGGUAACUUCAGGCGCAACAAUGGAAUCCUGGCCCAGCAACUCGACUCAGCCAAGGCCCAAAACACCCAGUGCAAGGCUGGAGACACCGUCUUCUGCGCCGGUGACCAGCUCGGCCAGUGUGUUGGCACUCAGCUCUUCAAGACCUCGUGCUCCAGCGGCCUCAAGUGUCAGGUUCUUCCUCUGGUCAACAAGCCCGGUACCUCUGUUGCGUGCACCACCGACGCCGACAAGACUGCCAGAAUCCAGGCUGCCCUCAACUCUUAG